Messenger RNA from Etheostoma spectabile (orangethroat darter), 4286 nucleotides. It is a transcript of the gene ttyh3a, whose product is annotated as tweety family member 3a. The record is from RefSeq and is a predicted model, not a curated record. The coding region runs from base 423 to 2006 and encodes 527 amino acids. Gene Ontology annotation, cellular component: plasma membrane. NCBI's taxonomy places the organism in Eukaryota, Metazoa, Chordata, Actinopteri, Perciformes, Percidae. The transcript is spliced from 16 exons. Gene Ontology annotation, molecular function: intracellularly calcium-gated chloride channel activity; volume-sensitive chloride channel activity.
UGGCGCUACUUGGUCAUUUUUAUGCCGGUGAAAUGGGCUGUGUGCUGGCCGGGCCGGGUAUGCCGCCAGCUGGGUCAAUUUUGUGAACAAUCGCCGUGUUGGCCACCGUUCUCCCUACAAUCAACUAAUAACUUGAUGGACGUUUUACUCGGAGGAACUUGGAAUAGGACUGCAAAAGAGAAACCGGGGAAUUACCAGCUGAACAAAACAGGAUGUAGCUAACUAACCGCAGACCAACAUGUCAAGUGGAACAAAAGAGACUUCUUUUUGUUAUUCGCCUCCGUGCACGAGUCUCAGCGGACUGAACUAGCUAACCAGCAGCCAAACCCGGCUAACGUUAGCUGAGUUAGCUAGCUACAUUACGGUUUCAAGCAUCCUUGCUUGCCUCUUUGUUGACUGGAUCAUAUUAACAUUUGCUCGCAAUGGCAGCAGUGGUUAGCUACUCUCCACCAUGGUGGGUGAACCUUAUACACAGACUUCCCCAUUUCAACUUCAUGUUCGAGCAAACAAGCAGUGAUUUCCGACCAGAGGACUGGACAUAUCAACAGUCGAUCCUGUUACUGGGUGGUGUGGCGCUCGCCUGUCUGGCACUGGACCUCCUGUUCCUGCUUAUCUAUUCCAUUUGUCUGUGCUGCCGGCGAAAAAAGAACGAGGAUCCGCCCGGUGCUGACUGCUGCUGCACAGCCUGGUGUGUCAUCAUUGCAACACUCGUCUGCAGCGCUGGCAUUGCUGUCGGUUUCUAUGGGAACGGCGAGACUUGUGAUGGAGUGAACCGGCUGACGUAUUCCCUGCGCCAUGCUAACCGCACAAUAACUGGGGUGGAGAAGCUGGUAUAUGACAGUACAUCCUCAUUGAACCAGACGGUAGACAACAGUCUGCAACAGCUUGAGGGCCAGUAUGCACAGCACGCAGACUACCUGUCCAUCAUCCAAAAGCUGCAGGGCCAGCUGGAUGAGCUGGUCAGACAGAUGGUGGAGAUCCCCUUCUGGGACAACACCGACAUCUCCCUGGAGGAACUGGCCGUCAAGAUUGAGCUGUUUGACUGGUACAGGUGGCUGGGCUACAUAGGCCUGCUACUGUUCGACGUCCUCAUCUGCCUUCUGGUGCUGUUUGGCCUCAUUCGCAACUCCAAGGGAACGCUUAUAGGGGUGUGCUUGUUUGGUGUAGUGGCUCUUGUAAUCAGCUGGGUCUCUCUUGGGCUGGAAUUGGCAGUGUCUGCGACCUCCAGUGACUUCUGUGCUGCCCCUGACACGUAUGUCACCAAAGUAGCAGACCAGUAUGGCGUCAUCAAUCAAGAUAUCCUGCAGCACUACCUUAGUUGCAGUUUAGAACAAACAAACCCCUUCCAACAGAAGCUCUCCGGGAGUCACAAAGCAUUAGUGGAGAUGCAGGAUGACGUGUCUGAACUGCUGCGCUCUGCCACCAGAGAGUAUAAACAAACUCAGGGAAGUUUAGAAGAGAUCCAGGGGAUACUGAACACCACAGAGAUUAGUUUACAUCAGCUCACUGCCUUGGUGGACUGUCGCAGCCUGCACAUGGACUUUGUCCAGGCAAUGACAGGGCUGUGUUAUGAUGGACUGGAAGGCCUCAUCUACCUCGUGCUCUUCUCCUUCAUCACUGCUCUUAUGUUCAGCUCGAUUGUUUGCAGUGUGCCUCACACUUGGCAAAGCAAGGGGAACGAGGAAGAUAGUGAGGAUGAGUCUCUUAGCCACGGGGGAAGGCAAAACCAUGAUAACUUGUACCGGGUCCACAUGCCCAGCCUGUACAGCUGUGGCAGUAGCUUUGGCAGCGAGACCUCCAUCCCUGCCACAGCCCACACCGUCAGCAACGCGCCUGUCACCGAGUACAUGGCUCAGAACGCCAACUUUCAGAAUUCUCGCUGUGAAAACACACCUCUGAUAGGAAGAGAGUCUCCUCCGCCCUCGUUGUAUUUGACUGCCGCGGACAGUAACAGCGGUCACAGCUGGCAGUUAAAGCCUUCGGAGAGUUCAAGAUCGUUUUGGUAACCUCAUCUGCGAUGCCAACAGUACACCUCAAGCAUGCGCGUGAAGUACCUGGCUAACAGCCCACCAGAUCCCAACAACACCCCUCCAGCACACUAAACAACACUGGACGCAUCCUGUCUGCAGCACUGAGGUCUCUGAGGUCUCUUAUCCAGUCAGUUAUUUCUCGUACCUUUUAGUCACUCCUCCUGCUUUCUUCCACCGUCUAACUUGACUUAAAAUGGGAAAACCAAUGCCUUUUUUUGCUGGUUGGUUAAAGCAAAAACCUAAGGAAUGCUGCAAAUCAUAGUCUACAUACUUUUUCUCCCCCCUCCUUGGCUGAUGUUUAUUAAUGCAAGAAGCAUCAUUGGUGCUGGGAAUUAAUCUGAUGUGAUGGAGCCUGGACUGACUUUUACACUCCAACUUAUUAUUUCUUUAAACAUGAAUGCACCGGGACAAGCACUGUGUCCCAUCUAACAUUGUUGAGGACUAAGAGUGUUGAGGACUCUGGGAGUGCUCAUAGACCAACUGAUUACGACUGGUUGUUGAUUUUGUUUUGUAAAGUACUGUACUGCCCUCUCUCGUUGCUGUGGGAGAGAGUAGAAGAAAUGCCUUACACAUAGAGGAGGUAUCAACUGUUUUCUUCCCACCUGAAGUGUAGACAUUAUUUCUCACAUAACACACUCAACGUAGAUCAAACGGUAGUCAAAUAGAUUCAUCUUACAGUGCAACAUCUCCUCAUUCUGCUUGUGGAUUUUAAAAUGCAAGUCUGCUGUUGGAGUCAACAAGAUUAUAAUUAUUCUCCAGUUAAAGUCGUCAUACUGUAUAUUACACAUGCACAGUGGCUUGUUUUAGCAUUUUGUGUGAAGUCCAAUGUCUGGGACCAGUUUUCUGCAGUGUUGCACGUCUUACAGCUCUGAAAUUGAUUUUUUUUUUUUUUCUUCUUUGGUCAUUUCCUGUGGCAUUUUACAUUGAUGAGCCCCUAUUCUACAGCAAUGACUGCAACUUGUUAAACUGUGAACUUGAUUCUGGCACAUGCUCUCAGAGGACAAAGAUGAGCUGUGUGAUGGAAAUGCAGCUGUUUGACGAGUCUCAGCAGGAUGUCGAUGACCAUGCCGGGAAAAAAAGCAUGAAACCGUAGCGAGUUUAACGAAGAAGAGACGUUUUAUACUGCUUAAAGCAGAAACUUUUUUUUUCUUUACAGCCCAUUGAAGACGAUGGUGAAGCAGCGGCAUGAUGUCUUCUGCCACAUUGUACGACAAUCUGCCUCUUCACCAGACUGUUUGUUAUUCUCCUCACGUUCCUGUUAAGUUGUAAAGCCUCAUCUCCCUGCAUCAGAACUGGGACUAGUCCACACACUCAUUAACUCUGUCCGCCAAUGAUCCUCUCCACCAGAUGCAGCAGUUUAGAGUUAGAAAAUCCUCUCACAAGAUUCUUAAUGCAAUUUUAUGUGACAUAAUGCAUAUCGCAGUAUCUUGGAGAAUUUCAAUAAGCAACUGUAUGCAUUGGCAAUGCAGUGUCUGACAAAUGUGUUUUAGCAUUUAUAACAAAGUAGAUAAGAGUGAGUGGAUGCUGUGAAGGGAUUGUGAUAACUCUGCUCUCUAUAAUCUGGAAAUUGUCAAAAGAAAACCUGCUGACUUCCUGUUGAAGCGUGACGAUCUUUCAAAUGUGGAGUGAGAUGUUUAAACUUCUGCUGCUUCAACCUGCUUCUCUUAGAUGUGCAUUGUGACCAGAAAAAAAGGUGAUUUUUGUUUGUGCCAACAAGUGAAGUUGUGCACUUUUACUAUAUGAACAUCUUUUUAAAUAUCUUUACUUGAGGCCACUUUGUAAAGUUUGCAGCUCCUGGUUGCCUGUGCAAUCAAAUGAGAAAAUGAGCCUGUAAUCAUUUAUGCUCUGGAAAACAUUAUUACACUGAUGCAAUCUUUCUGUUUUGGGGUUAUAGUCAUAUUCUCUUUGUUGUUUUUUUGUAAUGCAAGGUGGUUGUACAGAAUAUAAACAUUAACAGAAUGAAAAAAGAAAAUCUGUGGCUGAAAAUAACUGUCAGUUUUAAUUUCUGAAAAAGCUCACUCCAUUUAAUUUGCUUUUUUCAUUUUAUUUUAGAAUCCCUAGAACCCACAAUGUGUUGCUUUAUUAAUGUAAAUACAUUAGAUUAAAAAAAAAUUCUGGAAAAAAAAUCACUCUAGAUGUAAUCUUUUUUCUUUUAUACAUCAUUUUGCAAUGUUUAAAAUGUGUACAUGUAAAACUUGUGGUUAUAUUGAGCUUGAAUGCUGUGUUUUAAAAAUAAAAAUAAAAACCUUAACUGUA